This is a messenger RNA of Fonsecaea erecta, 3444 nucleotides long. RefSeq lists its product as hypothetical. The record is from RefSeq and is a predicted model, not a curated record. The transcript is spliced from 2 exons. The coding region runs from base 1 to 3444 and encodes 1147 amino acids. NCBI's taxonomy places the organism in Eukaryota, Fungi, Ascomycota, Eurotiomycetes, Chaetothyriales, Herpotrichiellaceae.
AUGCCACAAGACUAUGGACGACGCUCAUGCCCACCCCCCAUCACCGGCGCCACCCUCCACACCCGCUCACAAUCAAUACCGCCGUCGUUGCGCGAGUUUCCUGUAAGCCAAACAACUCCCAAGUCUGCCCCUCACACUCGACAGCAGAGACUUCUCCAGACCCGUCAUGCGAAGUUCUCAGCGCAGAGACUUUCUGGCAAUGGCAUCAACGUCUCAUUUCCUCCGCUGAACCGCUCCGCCGAGAACGACUCUCCAUACUUUCCUUCAGCACGAUUUCACAGACGAGAAGAGAAUGGCAGCGACACAAACAAGGCCGAGAAGUUGAGCAGUGCAUCCACUGAGUCUGCCAUCUUGGCCGAAAUCUCGAAUGCCAAUAUUUGCCGCAUCCGAGGAUUGAAGAAACGAGCUGCUAUACCAGUCUUUCAGGAUUCACCGGAAAGGCCGACCGCCCGAGACACAAGAGCCACUACACCUUCAGUCUACCACGACGCAUCCAGUGAUAUACACCCUCCCUCGGUUCCUAGUUCUUUGCAAGAAAGUCCGACCAAUAUGGGCCUUAGAGAAGUCUCGGUCAACCUUCAGAGGCCAUCGCCUCGCAAAGAUUCACCGUAUUAUCGCUCGGCGCGCCCAGGGUCAACCAGGAAAGCAUCUCAGACAAAACACCGGUUCAACUCGGAGGAGUACAUCGAGCACAUUGAAAAUGAGUUGCAGAUGGUCAAGGACGCCAUGUAUUCACCGACCACUCAUAUGCCCUGGAAAGAAAAGCUCCGAAAAGCAAAGGAAGAGAAUGACCGCCUAAAGAAGGAAAUGGAUGCCAUUAGAGCCUCGUUUGAAUUCGAACUUCAUGAAACAGUCGAACGGUCUACGGAGACAGAGCUGAAGCUGAAGCGCCGGAUUAAGGAUCUUGAAGAUGAAGUCGAACUUAAGAAGUCGGUCAUCCACGAUCUAGAAUGCGAUCGCGAGGAAAAGAGAUGUGAUCAAAAUGCCUUGGAGAUCCUGAAGGCAAGGAUUGAGAAGCUGGAAGAAGAAAGAUUUAGCCUGGAGACCACGAAUCGCGAUAUGACGAAGCGGAAUGAGGUAUUAACCCAACUUCUAGCCCUGUCACCGACAAAAGCCCAGCCCACCAUAGGAAUUCCUACGCCGAGACGCAAAAGUGGCCGUCCUAUGUCGCUCGUCAUCCCAAGAUUGCCGACAUCGCCAGGCCUUCAAACAUCUCAGAGCAGACCCCAAUCUAUCGUGGCAUCUCCAGCCCUUGCGGCUUCUGACUACUUCGCUGCACACCUUCCAUCCUCGCCCUUGUCCUCGAGUCCGUUCGACACAGCUAGCCGUUCCCCAGAGGCCAUUGAUGACAGGCACUCGAUCGACUCCGUGUUAGGAGAGUCCGAGAUGCAAGGCGGGGAUAGGACUGAAUCGAGGCAAUCAACGCUUGUCUCUAGUUCUUCAAACAGCCCUGAUAUGCCUGUUGGCGGCCAUGUUCGUUCAGAAAGUCGGUCACAGACAGUCCUGAGACAUCCUUCAAGGAGAAGGCCUCGGAAAUUCAUGCCUGGAUCUACACAGCUCAAGCCAUUGCUCUUGCCAACGUUCACGGCUGAAAGUGGCAAUCUUCCGUCAACUUCACCCAUCACGUCGCCAGUUCGACCACUCCCCAUCCACAUUAGCUCUGAGAUAAGCAGAUCUGAACAACCUCUGGUUACGCAUGCGACCAUUCCAGACUGCCUGGAGACUCCCUUUCCAAGCCCUGAAAAUGUCAUUGGUCGACCGUUAUCAGAUUAUCAGAGCUUAGAUGAGGUCUUCGCCAACGAUGAGCAACUUUUCCAGCCGGAGAUUCUCGAAGAUCCCCUUGUUGGACUUUCCUCUCCAAGCCACAUAGUGCAGCAUCAGACUCCAGUCCAGAUCAACCAGAUUGAGGCUACCGUGGAGCCUUGCUCCAACCCACGUAUCAGGUCCUGGGUUUCAAAGACAGUAUCUUCAUUGCCGGGGGAUGUGGCGUGCGAGUCCCGUCACUCUGUAGUUACUAUUGCUGGGAUAAGACGAGGGAAGGGUCCUGAGAUACCGGGAAAUAUCGAGGUUUACAAUCAGCAGGGCACUGCCGCGGACUUCGAAACCGCUCAUACAUUUCAUUUUCGAGAUUAUGUCGAAAUACCUCGUCCGUUAUUCUCGAAACAUCGGACCCGAGGCGGAGGUUGCUCGUCUUCCUACAAUGAUUACCCUGACUCGCCACUCAAUCCUCGAAAGCGGAGGAAAACAAGCUCGAUAUACGAGUCGCGCGGCUCAGAAAAUAAGGACGUCAAGCAUGGAUCCUGCGAUAUACAGAUCUGCCCACCUGCUUGCGAAGAUGUCUUCACACCUGGGUCUGUCACUGAGCGGGAGACGAAGAGGUCCGUGGACGAGCACUUGACCCUUCCUAAGAAACAAGCGUCCGCUCCAGCCCGCACUCCACUUGAGAUGCUCCAGCAUCGCAAUAUAGGUUCGAGGCCUUUGGCGACCUUGACAAUCCAAACGGUUUAUGCGACCUUGUCGAGGUACACUACGUACAUUCAAGGCUUCAAACGAGAUCCUCUGUCUCUAGCACGACGGGUUAUAGCAAAUGCUUGGAGGUCAAACUGGGUAAUGUUUGGAAAACUGAGUUGGUGGGUGCUUGGAUUGUUCAUUGGCUACCGGCGACAAAAGGCUGAUCACCAAGACUGGGAUUGGACAAAGUACGACGGUGAAAGUAUUGCUCACGAAUGUUGUCUGACGGAUGUUGCUCCUCCUCUCAUCGAAGCUUCAAGCCAACUUACACGCGAGAUCAGUCCGCACCACUCCGGUGACAAGAUCGUGGCGUCAGAAAGUCAAGCACGGACACCUGCUACUCUACCGGCGUCUCCAUCGAACGCGCCCAAAACUGGCUGGGGCCGGUCGUUAUACCUCUGGGGCAAAUUUAGUGUAGCGAUUAUGCUCGCUGUGGGCGGUGCCAUCGUCAAAGGGCCGGCUGAGAUGUUACGAGACACUGACGAUCGCAGGAAGUCUCGGAGUAACAGCCUUGUCGAAGAUGCGUCAGCAAGCUGCAACUCCCGGCACGCCGAAUUUAACAAAGCAAAUCGAGCCACUGAGGAUAUCAAUCACUUUUGCCACAGGCAUCGUGCGAGUCCAUCGAGGGUCAAUGAGACUCUGGGUGUUGCUCGGAAGGCUCGAAGUGUCAGCUCUCCGCCGAUCUCGCCACUGAUGCACCGUGGUGCGAAUGAGGAUCCACAGCAACGCGGACCAUCUACCGAAGAUGUAUUGCAUUCGUCCAUCGAACCCAACCUGGGGAAAGAAGACAUGACUUAUUGGAGUGAAGACACUCUAAAACCUGCCAGGAGUGACCGCAAAGGAUUAGACUCCGUCUUCCGACCGCCAGACCCUAUCACAUCUAGGCCUGAUCAAUCUGUUGCUGAGAUAAAUGGUACGCAGAGCACAGCGUAA